Messenger RNA from Quercus robur (English oak), 1984 nucleotides. Its product is annotated as external alternative NAD(P)H-ubiquinone oxidoreductase B2, mitochondrial-like. Gene Ontology annotation, molecular function: NADH dehydrogenase activity; calcium ion binding. The record is from RefSeq and is a predicted model, not a curated record. NCBI's taxonomy places the organism in Eukaryota, Viridiplantae, Streptophyta, Magnoliopsida, Fagales, Fagaceae. The transcript has 10 exons. The coding region runs from base 65 to 1813 and encodes 582 amino acids.
CUCUUUUUCUCAUUGUUGCAAAACCCUUUCUUUCUUUUCCUUUGAAAAAUAAAGGGUUUUCACAAUGAGUGGUUACUCUUUCUUUCAAAGGUUCCCUAAGGUUUUUCAAACUCACCCCAUGCUCGGGAGAGUUCUUGUUGUCUGUGCCGUCACUGCCGUCAGUGGUGGAGGUCUUAUGGCAUUUUCUGAUGCUAGACAAAAAUCUAUGUAUGCUAAAUCAAUUCAAGGUGAAUUCAAGAAAAAGAAGGUGGUGGUAGUUGGAACUGGAUGGGCUGGCACCAGCUUUUUGAAAGAAUUGAAAAACCCCUCAUAUGAUGUUCAUGUGGUGUCACCUCGUAAUUAUUUUGCAUUCACUCCUUUGUUACCUAGUGUUACUUGUGGCACAGUGGAAGCACGCAGCAUUGUUGAACCCAUUCGCAGUAUUACCAAGAAGAAAAGCUAUGAUGUUCACUUCAAGGAAGCUAAAUGUUACAAGAUUGAUGCAGAGAAUAAGAAAGUUUAUUGUCAAUCUAGUCAAGACAAAAAUUUUGAUGGAAAAGAAGAAUUUGCUUUAGACUAUGACUACUUAGUGAUAGCCAUGGGAGCCCAAUCAAAUACAUUCAACACCCCCGGGGUUAUGGAGCAUGCCCACUUCUUGAAGGAAGUAGAUGAUGCUCUGGGAAUCCGUAAGACAGUGAUUGAUGCUUUUGAGAGGGCAAGCCUUCCUUCUAUAAGUGAAGAGGAGAAGAAAAGGAUUUUGCAUUUUGUAGUUGUUGGUGGUGGUCCAACUGGUGUGGAAUUUGCUGCAGAGCUUCAUGACUAUGUCUAUGAUGAUUUAGUCAAGUUAUACCCUCAAAGUAAAGACUAUGUGAAAAUCACCCUCAUUGAAGCUGGCAAUCAUAUUCUGAACAUGUUUGACAAGAGAAUUUCUGCAUUUGCUGAAGAAAAGUUUCAAAGAGAUGGUAUUAAUGUGAAAACAGGAUCAAUGGUCGUAAAAGUAUCCGAUAAAGAAAUAUCUACUAAAGUAAGAGCAACUGGCGAGGUUGUAAACAUACCUUAUGGAAUGGUUGUCUGGUCAACUGGUAUUGGGACUCGCCCUGAAAUAGCGGAUUUCAUGAAGCAAAUUGGUCAGACUAACAGACGUGUGUUAGCUACUGAUGAAUGGCUGAGGGUGGAAGGAUGUGAUAACGUAUAUGCCCUUGGGGAUUGUGCAACAGUAAACCAGCGCAGAGUCAUGGAAGAUAUUUCCGCCAUAUUCAGUAAAGCAGACAAGAAUAAAUCUGGUACUUUAAAUAUAAAGGACUUUCAUGAUGUUAUGGAUGACAUCCUGGAGAGGUACCCUCAAGUGAAGCUUUAUUUGAAGAAGAAAAAGAUGAAAAAUUUUGCUGCGUUGCUGAAGAAUACUCAAGAGAAUGACCAAAACAAGCCCAUUGAAAUUGAUAACGUUAAGACAGCUCUGACUGAAGUGGACUCUCAGAUGAAAAAUCUCCCUCCAACAGCUCAGGUUGCUUAUCAGCAAGGCCAAUACCUUGCAGACUGUUUCAAUCGCAUGGAACAGUGUGAGAAGAAUCCUGAAGGUCCUCUCAGGUUUAGGGAAUCUGGACGUCAUCGGUUUCAUCCCUUUAGGUAUAGGCACUUGGGGCAAUUUGCACCACUGGGAGGAGAACAAGCUGCAUUCCAACUUCCUGGAGAUUGGGUCUCGAUUGGUCAUAGCUCUCAGUGGCUCUGGUACUCAGUAUAUGCCAGCAAGCUAGUCAGUUGGAGGACAAGAAUGCUGGUGAUCUCUGAUUGGGGAAGGAGAUUCAUAUUUGGAAGGGACUCAAGCAAAAUCUGAGACUAGAAGGGACCAUAUGCUACAUUAGAGAUUUGGUUCAACCAUAAAAUUAUCUUGUCUAGACAAUAGAGGCCUAGCAAUUUUGAUCGAUAUUUAUUUGAAUUCUAAGUUUUGUUUUUCGUCUAUCACAAUUUUGUCCUUCGUGAUCCACAUAGUGAAAAUUUAUUAGUA